This is a messenger RNA of Lates calcarifer (barramundi perch), 2366 nucleotides long. RefSeq lists its product as uncharacterized. The transcript has 13 exons. The record is from RefSeq and is a predicted model, not a curated record. Bases 1 to 2070 code for a protein of 689 amino acids. NCBI's taxonomy places the organism in Eukaryota, Metazoa, Chordata, Actinopteri, Centropomidae.
AUGCCGGGGAUGUGCUCUGUGCCGGGCUGUAAGGGGUACAAGAAGGCCAGGUCCCGGGGAGUCGUGUUCCACUCUCUGCCUACAAGAGACCCGGAGCGAUGCAGAAAGUGGUUAAAGGCCAUACAAAACCCCAAAUUUGACGAAAACACACCAGUCGGUAAAUACGGCAACAUACGAGUGUGUAGCCAGCAUUUUAAACCGGAAGAUUACGAACCGGACAUUCAGGCAGAACUUAUGAAAACAACGCCCCGAAAAAUCCUCAAGUCAAACGUAAUCCCGUCUGUUUUCUCUGGAAGACAGCAAGAGGACCUCAGCACGUCUCUGUCUGCAGGUGACAGCGGCAAAACAGAGCCGAAGGCUCCCAGUACAGCUGCUCAAGCCUCGACCUCAGUGAGUUCAGGUUCCAGCGCUGAUGUUGUGUUGCGAUGGCCCUCCGUCUUGACUUCAGCUUCCUCCUUGAAUGUUCAAGGCACUGGUGUGGAUGCAUCACUUUCUCCCUCCAUACUAAUUCCUAUUUCCUCAGGAGCUCCAAGCACCUUAUCCCAGUCCCCUCCACCAGCUGAACCCUGUGGAAGUGUACGCAGCAUUGCUUCUGUGGAUCGUCUGAAUGAGAGCUUCCACCAAGAGGCCAAAUUAAAAACGACAACAGCAUCAAAAUCAGACACGAACACAGAAAAAGACUUGAGUCAGUCAAAGACUAUUGUGAAUGACAGCUGUUUGAUGGAGCUGUUCAAGAAGUGUCAGACAUGUGGACAGACCAUAACCAAAAAGAGAGUGUCUCACUGCGGUGCACAGAAGAAGGUGAGGUGGAGCUGCCUUGGUGGACACAGGGGCAUAUGGAUGUCUUCGCCUCAUCUUUGGGAAGCGUUUCCUGAAAUCCACCUUCUUACAGCUCUUGCCAUUCUUUUCUCUGGAGGCACCUUCACAUAUUUUAAAAAAUGGGCUCAACAUCUGCACCUGAAUUUUAUGGGGAAUAAAACCUUUUUUGACAUUCAAAAGGCGUACCUCAACUCGGAAAAGAAACAAUUGCUCAGGACUGAGCAGGACGGGAUCUGUGUGAAGGGGGUCCACCAACAACUGGAGGUGACGCCGUUUCACGCUUCAGAUCCUCUGAAGAGAAUCAAGACCAAGUCGAGGGGAAGAGAGAAAGGAGCUCUGCCAUCGUGGUCAAGGUAUGAAAUCCAUAGUGGAGAGUCCAUCCAAGAGCCCACUGCACCAUCAAGUCUGAGACAUGUAUCAGCCUCUGAAAGAGGGAAACAGCACCAGCGAGAUGAUGUUAAACACCAGACUGUAACUCCAGAUUCGGCGACAGAGGUGGACGGACUCCAGGGCAGUUUCGAGGAGAUGGAGGUCACAAUUGAUGAGGAUGAUUGCAACAGUGUGAACACCAGAUUAUCUGACUUGGAUGAUGAUAUGGAAAAUGUCACAGAUUCAACUGAACUGACAUCUGCAGGAGCAGAUAACAGCUGUGAUGAAGAAGUCUACGUACCACUAAUGCCUCAGAGGUCCACAGCAUCUGAACUUCUACUGGAAUGUGAAGAGGAGGAGCUGGAGCCAUGGCAGAAACAAACGUCACAACUUCGAACUUCACAUGCUCAUUUGAAAGAUGAGGAUGGCAUUGGGGAGUUGACUGUAGAUUGUAAGCCAGAGCCUUCACCUCUUCAGAUAGAUGCAGUGAAUUCUUCACCACCUGUGCUGAAAACAGAAAGCCCACAGCCUGAUGUCUUCAACAACCAAGAAUUCACUGCAGCUUCUCCACAAUUAACGAGCAACACUGAGUUCACUGGCUCUCUCGGGACACAGCGUCCUCCUGGGAAUUCAUUUGCAAUAGUUCCAGCUGGUCACCAGCACAUUUUCCAAAAUGUGGCUACAGCCACAGUAACACCUGAGGUGCAGCAAAUCAGCAACAACCCUGUGUCCUUACCCUGUGUCCAGGGUCCUGCAGUGUAUGCAACAUCACCUAACCACCUGCAGUCUGAGCAGUCCAACUCACAAACCAUCUCUGUAGCUCUUCCUCUACCUUGCUUUACUGUACUUGAACUUGAAUCAACUGGUUCAUCAAAGACGUGAUAACUUUAACAUUUAAGUGUAACAGUGUGGGUUAUCAUCAUGGGUUAGUUCAGUAAGUUGUCUCACAUAACUGUCCUAUCAGUUGCACAAAUGAAUAAGAUACAAAUGAUCUGCAUAUAUAAGCUCCUGUGAGUCUGUUGGCUCCUCUAACAUGGCCACAGUUUGCACACAGCACCUGUUACCUCUUUUUCCAAGGCCAAAUACAGAAAAUGAUGACAGCCUGUUGGUGACAUUCCCCUUUGAUUGUACAAGUUUUAUUGUAUUAUUAUGUUCAUUAAAAUAAAUUCUUAUUUCUC